AUGUCACCGUCAGCUUGUCAUGAAGACGCACCGCCGGAUUGUGAAAACGCGGCACGAUUCGGGAAUGCCGCCGUGGCGCAUCGCGGGAAUGACGUCGCGCGGAGCAUCAGCGCGGCCUCCGCCGGAAAUCGCCGCCGCCCGGUGGAGCUGGAAACAUUCGCGGCGGAAGGCGCCGCGGCGGAAAGCGACGACCACACUCCCAGCCCUCGCCGCAGUAGCAGCGAUUCUGUAAGCCAUCGUGCCGCGAACGACUCGGCGCGAAGAGGCGCUCAGUACCAUUCUGAUCGACGCUCUAUCUCCGCCGCCGCAGCCGCCGCAGCCGUCACACCCGCCACACCCGCCACACCCGCCGCAGCCGCUGCAGCCGCUGCCAACGACAAUGGUGUCUUCAACAGGGAUCAUCGCCCGCACUUGUUUGUCAAAUCGGCGACAAUAGCGGGACCCGACUCGGAUGGCAGAAAGUACAGGACUUGGAAGUCCGACUAUGUGCGCAGCGGCAGCGGCAGCCGGCGCCGAACAAGUCCGCGGAGUACGGCGCGCCCAGUGUCGCCCAGCGGCGGCGGUGCGGAUGCAGGGGCGGGCGGCGCGUUCUCCCUGGGGGAAGCCGCCUCGACAGGCCCGAGGGUGAUGCGGCGGGCGAAAACGCUUCCGCUAAGAGGGGAAGACGGGGUUGGCGGACUGUUUUGCGUGGAGGUCCCGUCCCCGCCCGCGUAUCCCAAGCCCGCGCAUCCUUCCCCGCGCACGCAGCGCAGCCUGCAGUGGCUGGCGAACUUCCGCGGCCAGCCGUACUCACCCCCGGCAGUAGCAGCCGCAGCAGCAGCGUCGCGGAAAACUGCUACAGAUGGCGGUGCGGCUGCGAGAGGCGGUGGGGCAGAAGACAGUGGAAGGGAAGCAGAAGCUGAUUCUGUGGGAGUCCGACUAGCCGCUGGGGACGACUGUUGCGGGGCUGAUCAGAGCAGGCGCCAUGUUGGUCGAAGCUGCGAGUUCAAACGCCGCCUGUCGCCCCUGUCCCCUUUCUCCCCUUCCGCCCCAUUUUCACCCUCCGCCCACUUCCCCCCCUCCGCCCACUUCUCUCCCUCCGCCCACUCCUCGCCUUCCGCCAAUUUCUCGCCGUCUGCCCAUUUCUCCCCUUCCGCCCACUUCUCGCCCUCCGCCCACUUCUCGCCCUCCGCCCACUUCUCGCCCUCCGCCCAUUUUUCCCGCUCCGCCCACAUCUCCCCCUCCGCCCACUUCGCGCCCUCCGCCCACUUCGCGCCCUCCGCCCCGUCCUCGCCACUACCCUUCUCUUCGUCGAGCUCCUCACCGUUUUCGAGACCGCCUGCAGCCCCCGCGCUCCAAAACCGGGUCUCCGCAGCCCGCUCGCGCUGCUGCGCACGCGUCUAA
Molecule: messenger RNA, 1383 nt
Organism: Closterium sp. Naga37s-1
Lineage: Eukaryota; Viridiplantae; Streptophyta; Zygnematophyceae; Desmidiales; Closteriaceae
Source: the annotation of a GenBank genome assembly